This is a messenger RNA of Botrytis cinerea B05.10, 691 nucleotides long. RefSeq lists its product as hypothetical. The transcript is spliced from 3 exons. The record is from RefSeq and is a predicted model, not a curated record. Bases 313 to 639 code for a protein of 108 amino acids. NCBI's taxonomy places the organism in Eukaryota, Fungi, Ascomycota, Leotiomycetes, Helotiales, Sclerotiniaceae.
AUGGUGGUAGGAUGAUAUCACGUGAUUGUGCAAGUUUCUCAUGGCUGAAAGGGAAGGUUGUGGGAUGGCCAAAUGACAGGUAACGAUAAGCGACGUUUACCCGGAAUGGUAUGAUUCAAACAUUGAGUUCUCUCACAGAUCUACACUGUCGACGCAGCAUGAUAUGGUCGAGUGUUAUCGAUUUGUUCUUGAUUCUUCAGCUGCUUGCUCGCCAACGACUGUUACUUUUUAUUAUUUUUAGACUCGAGCUGCGCUUUGGAGGGCUGAGACUUGAUUCACGAAGAUCCCCAAACGCUGCCGCAGGCUGCAUGGAUGACUCGAUCUAUCAUUAUCGGUAGCGGCGGAUCCCCCAAUACUCUCCCAUUGCUAUGCGUAUCAAAAAAUUGGUACGAUGAUAGAUACGAAGCCGUCGUAUACGAAAUACUCGCAUCACUUACCAUGAACAGCCUUCUCGUUCACGAUCUUUUAAUGGAACAAUUCAGCACACCAAACCACAUCAAAGCUCAAUCACAAAAUAUCGACUUCCUGAAUAUCUCCCAUUGGCGUCAUUGUGCGUUGGGCUUAGUCUCGGUCCGCCUUGACAAUAAAAUCAAAGUUAUCGUCGUCGACCACCAAACCAUGUCCAAAAUUUCAUCCUAGCACAAAACCCCACGACCUUAACGGGCAUAAAAUACGAAUUGUCAAUUGUCCA